AUGGCAACUGAAAAGAGUUUUACGUUCGUCGUGCUUAACGAGUUGGAGCUUCCGGAGGAUUUCUGGAAUAUCGAUGAAAUAUUCCGGCGGAUAAUUUGCUGGCGACAGAAGCAGGGUUACGAUAUCAUUGGGUUUACAAAGAUAGAAGUGCAAGAGUCUUGGCUUCAGUCACAAGAACUACAUCCAUCAGACGAGGAGGAGGAGGAGAAGGGGGAAGAGGAAGAAGAAGAGGAGAAGCUGGACCAGUUGGAUGCGCAAGAUCGACAGGCGGAAGAACUUCCGGAUAGACUCGAUGAGCUGCAGCCUAUUGCCUCUUUCACUAAGAAUUACUCUGGGGAUAUCGCUACGACCGGUUCUUCGAAUAAUGGUGUCGCUGCGCCUAACACGUCUUCCGGAAGAGUGGAAAUAGUCACUCAAAAGAACGCUGAGGAUUGCCCAUCAUGUUUGAAACAUUUUUCUCCUACGACGCUUUCACGUUUACUCGAAUCCACUGUCACUGGAAAACACCUUCUUGAACGGGGAGCUCGGGGUCCUUUGUCCAAGGACAGCCAGAAAGAACUCGUAGCGAUAAUUGCAGACUAUCACUGUCAAAGAGGAGCCGAAACAACCGAGUGUAUCCUCGGAGAAUACGUUCACUCAAUCACAGCAUUGUUCAAAGGCGAAAGCAAGGAUACAUACUUUAUUGCUCAAGGAGGAUCGAAGAAAAAUCCUGGUGGGAAGUUAUAUAAUCGUAUUGUCAACUGGAAGCAGAAAACGGCAAAGCGGAAGUGGAAGGAAGAAAAACAUCUAAGCAAAAGUAAGAAGAAAGAAAAUUCGCCAAGCAUCGAGGACAAGGUGGCUGUCGAUGCAGCUGUGUGGCUUCAACAAAAUACUAAACCGUGGUCAACUACACUCGAUAAAUGGACCUUUUCGUUUCCGUUGAGAAAAUCUUUUCUCAUGAAAUCCGAUAACAAGGCAAGACUCUUCAAAGAAUACCAGCAUUACAGUGAUGAAUUCGGAUACCAACUAAUUAUUUUCAUCACCGAUAAUUUGCAGAAUACUUUCUAG
Messenger RNA from Ochlerotatus camptorhynchus, 1047 nucleotides. RefSeq lists its product as uncharacterized. The transcript is spliced from 6 exons. Bases 1 to 1047 code for a protein of 348 amino acids. NCBI's taxonomy places the organism in Eukaryota, Metazoa, Arthropoda, Insecta, Diptera, Culicidae. The record is from RefSeq and is a predicted model, not a curated record.